Molecule: messenger RNA, 1289 nt
Organism: Sphaerodactylus townsendi
Lineage: Eukaryota; Metazoa; Chordata; Lepidosauria; Squamata; Sphaerodactylidae
Product: unconventional myosin-XVB-like
Exons: 6
Coding region: 1-702 (233 amino acids)
Molecular function (GO): protein binding
Source: RefSeq, a predicted model, not a curated record
AUGUUGCUGCAAGGAAAGCAGGAAAAGGACAAUCUCCCCCAGCUCAGUGGCAUAUCCUUCUCAGUAACAAAAGAAAUGUUCAACACUGGAGACAUCACCCACGAUCCUGACAUACCCCAGAGAUGCCUCAAGGGAGAAAAUGGGAGCGAUGUCCAAAUUCUUGGUGUUUCUCACUGGGGCCUGCGGCUGUUGAAGGAGAUAAAAGCAGCCAACAACAUCCCUGAGCAGCUGGAAAUCCUUUGCAGCUACAGUUAUGCAGAAGUGUUGUCCUUGGACCUGGUUGGCCAGAACAUCAUUCAGUUUUCUUUGAAAAGCAAGCAACUCAUCCUUCAUUCUCCAAAGGCUAGGCAGAUCAAAGCCAUGGUGGAGCUCUUCCUCCAUGAAUUGAAACGGGACUCCAACUUUGUCAUUGCUCUGCAUAGCUACGUGACAGAUGACAAGAGCCUCUUACGCUUCAAGAAAGGUGAUUUUAUCCGACUGCUGCCCAUGAAUGGACUGGAGCCAGGCUGGCAGUUCGGUUCCCUUGGUGGUCGCUCUGGCCUCUUCCCUUCCAGCUUGGUUCAGCAAGUGGCAGCUCCUGAUUACCUCAACCUCCAUCUGAACAGACAGGAAGAGGUCAAGGGCAGCAAGAAGGUGAGGAAGUCUGAGGCAUCUGCCGAUGGAUUAUUGAAUAAUUCUCAUGGAAGGCUAUCUGACAGGUAGAAGGGCCCGUGGAUCUGACACAGCUGCAUGGACAGAGUGGGUUUGCAAGAGGAUUCAGCAGGUACAGUGAGGAGCCUGCUGGAAUGAUUUUUUUUUUCUGGAGGAAAGUAUUUGGUCCUCCUCCACAUUUUUGUUUUCUAUUGAUCAUCAUACUAACAAAAUAACAUGGGCAAUUCAAUAAUAAAGAGGGGAAAAGGCAGAACUGCAAUUGAGAUUUCAGUGACCUCAGUGUAAUCUACUAAAGGGUUAACAAUUUUGCUCUUUACAUAGAUAUAGAAAUGUAUACCAUACAACAUUUGGCAUAAUCAUUAUAGAUUGAAUAGCUCUGGGCCCCCAAAGACUGAAGAAAAUAAUAUUAGCAGCAAAUGUUUGUAAUGUUUCCAGAAUUUGUUGUACAAAAUCUUUAAAUAUGUGUUGCAGAGUGUGGCCAUUUUGUUGUUAUUGCUCUUAACGAAGAUACAUAUAAUAUUGUUGACAGUCUGUAAAUGCCAGUAGCAUAUAUAUAAAAAUUCAUUUCUCUGUUUCAGCUGUAUGACAGGUUUUUGUUAUAUUUUCCUCCUGUUUCAGUGUCUAGCAUCUAUAACCUU